ACCAGCCCACUGCAAGACAAGUCUUGAUCCAGGCUUCAACUCUCACAUCAGCUGCUGGCCGCCCCGGUUGUCAGUUGUGCGCAGGACACGGGGGAGAGAGAGAGAAGCAGAGGAGGAUUUGUCAUUUCCAGACACAGCUACGAACAUAAAAGUUCCCUCUGGUGGCCUUGGAGGAUAUAGCAAAGCUGUGAUUUGAACACCAAGUGAAUAUUUCAGCACAAAUGAGCCUGCAACACCUUAAGGAUAUAUUAUGUUAAAUCCUCCUGAGAGUUGUUUUAUGUGCUUUGGUGGAAUAUGGCAGUAAUUACAUGCUUAACAGAGAUCCUUAAGGAAAGUUUUUAUGGACAGCAAUAAGAAUGGAAGCUUCAUACGCUGCUAGUGCUGCUGUUGCUCCAACUCUCCCACCGAUGACUCCGUCUCCAGGUUACCUGCUCAGAAUGUUCCGGGAGUACCAGAGCAAUGACGUCAUCAUGGACCAUUACAACUUCACCGGAAAGCUGAAAGAGAACAAAUACCGGGAUGGAAUGAAACCUGAGGCCAUUGUGUUUCUCAUCAUUUGUCUUCUCAUUGUGGUGGAAAAUGCCAUCGUUCUGGUGGCAAUAUGGAAGAACAAAAAAUUCCACAUGCCCAUGUACUACUUGCUGGGCAACUUGACGCUCUCUGACUUGCUAGCAGGCUUCACUUACAUGGUGAACAUCAUAACUUCGGGGGCAAACACUCUCACAAUGACUCCAGUACUGUGGUUUCUUAGAGAAGGCGGCGUGUUUAUCACUCUUUCUGCGUCCGUCAUCAGUCUCCUCGCUAUAGCUAUCGAGCGGCAUGUCACGAUGGUCCGGAUGAAGCCGUAUCAAGGGGCCAAGCGUGGCCGAAUGUUCGGUUUGAUCUGUGCAAGUUGGGUCUUGUCGGUGCUCCUCGGCAUUCUCCCCAUCAUGGGUUGGAAUUGCAUAGGAAAUCUGGAAGAAUGCUCCACCGUCCUGCCUCUUUACGCCAAGAGCUUCAUCCUCUUCUGCAUUACUGUGUUUACCCUGGUGCUGCUGGCCAUCGUGGUGCUCUACGUGCGCAUCUUCCGCAUAGUGAAGUCUAACACCCAACGGUUAGGCUGCGGUCCUCCACGUAAAGGUCUGGCGAAGAAGUCCCAGAAGUAUCUGGCUCUGCUGAAGACGGUCACCAUCGUUCUUGGGGUCUUCAUCGCCUGUUGGCUGCCGCUCUUUGUGCUCCUUCUGCUGGACUUCUGCUGCCCUGCUAAAGGAUGCGACGUGCUGUUCAAGGCGGACUACUUUCUGGGCAUUGCCAUGAUCAACUCACUUCUAAACCCCAUCAUUUACACCCUAACUAGUAAAGACAUGCGGAAAGCCAUUCUGAGACUAGUCUGCAGCUACUGUCUGCUAACAAAAGACGGGCAAGUGAAGAAGUUCGGCAUGCCUUUCCUGGACUGUAGCACCAGUAAGGCAGAGGUGCCGUCACACAGACUGGAGGGCCUGGAGACGACGGUCUCCUCUGGGAACUUCACACCAUCCACUAUAAAAGCUAUCUACCCCAGGAUAUUAAAGAGCUGAGGAAGAAGAACGCAGUAAGUUCCAAUGGACUCAGAACAAUUUCUCCUGGUUCAGUUUGAAAUGCACAAGUCUGAGGUGCUCAGAAAUGAAAGCAGGAUUAGUUGGAGAGAUGGGACUCAGAAAUGACUUGGUUUCCUCCACAUGCAUUAAAGCAAACCUUGAGGCUACCUGAGAUCAUGGUAGACCAGACAAGUGGAAUUUUCUUACUGUGAUGAACACCAGUGUUUAAAAUGGAUCAAGCCAAGAGCUACAGGCUCUUUUUAAAAAUAAGAUUUUAAACUGCAAAUAACAAACGGUUAUACAGCUGAACUGAACAAAGGCAAUGAACUGUGCAAAAAUGCUUUGAAAAGAACUCUUGUGAUGUUAUACGAGUCUUGCGUGUGCAUUUCCAGACAUAAUGAGCUUGUGUAACAAGUCAUUUUCACCUCCAAAUAGCAGUUGAAAUAGCAGACUUUGUGGUGAAAAGACGCAAAGAAAAUGACGGGUUGAUGUCUCCACACACAAGCAUGUUAGUCCUCGGGAACUUUAUACAUAUGCAGACAAAUAAAAGCUACAAGGCAAGUGACUAUUUUUAAUUUGUAAGAUGUUUCCUGUUACAAUGGUAUUUUUGGGAAAUGGUUCUAUAUAAAACCUUAAAGGGUUCUUUCAGGCGCUUCAUAUUUAGGGGUUCUUAUCAUGGGACCAUUUUAAUUACUUUUGUAAUUAAAUUAAUUUUAAAUUUCAAUUAAAUUUUAUAAAUUAAACAGCUCAAACAUACUUUAUUAGUAGGAAAAGUGAAAUAACCCUUUAAACAUGAAUGUUUAAUGCAAUCAUUUUAGAACAGUUGUGGCAUAAAUGGUUCUUUAAAAUUAAGUCAAGUUCCCCAUUGUUCUAUAUUAAACCCCAAUGAACCCUUUUCUUUUUUCUUUUUUUUCCAAAGUACUGUUUUCCUGUUAAAGCAAGUGUGCUAUACUUAUUUUAUCCUAUAUAGUAAAUCUGGUUUCAGCUGACAUUAUGUGGAACAAGCUAUAUAAAUAUUGAAUGUUUUGUAAAUAUUAUAUCAAAGUUUUGUAUGUUAUUGUAUGGAAUGCUGUCAUUUAUGUGUAGCACUGACAUUCAAGCAAUAUUGCAUUUCUGUAAAAACAUGUCUGUGUAUUGAAAACAAUGCAUUAGUAUGUUUAAAAGUAUUUUUUCUUGAUCCUAAAUUAUGAGCCUUAAAAAUCUUUUAUAAGUGCAUUAAUUAAAAACUAAGUUUUUUCUUGAA
Molecule: messenger RNA, 2799 nt
Organism: Megalobrama amblycephala (Wuchang bream)
Lineage: Eukaryota; Metazoa; Chordata; Actinopteri; Cypriniformes; Xenocyprididae
Gene: s1pr5a
Product: sphingosine-1-phosphate receptor 5a
Exons: 2
Coding region: 357-1556 (399 amino acids)
Biological process (GO): G protein-coupled receptor signaling pathway
Cellular component (GO): membrane
Molecular function (GO): sphingosine-1-phosphate receptor activity
Source: RefSeq, a predicted model, not a curated record